CAGAGAGGCAGAGGGCAGGCGGAGGCACCAUCUCCCUCCCUUCUUCAUCACCCACAAGUCCUCUCCUCUGCGGUCUCCUCUCCUCUCCUGUCUAUUUUGUGCAAGAAACUUCCUUGGACAAAGAUGGGAGUGCAGAGUUACUACAGGUUAUUCUGCUGCGGGUGCGGCGCCAAUGCGGCGGCCGGCGACCGGGAAGGCGACGAGGACGGGGGUUUCGAGGCGUUCGACGACAAGGGGGCCGCCGAAGCCGGGCCGCGGGGGCUGUCGUGGGCGCAGGUGGAGGCGAUGACGGGCAGGUUCACCUCGGCCGUCGUCGGCGAGGGCGGGUUCAGCACCGUGUACCUCGCGCGCCUCUCCGGCGGCGCGCUGGCCGCCGUCAAGGUCCACCGCAGCAGCGAGCGCCUCCACCGCGUGUUCCGCCAGGAGCUCGACGCGCUCCGACGCGUCCGCCACCCGCACAUCGUCCGCCUCCUUGCCUUCUGCGACCAGCAAGAGGAAGGCGUGCUGGUGCUGGAGUUCGCGGCGAACGGGAACCUGCACGAGCGGCUCCACGGCGGGGGCAAGGCGGCGGGGACGAUGCCGUGGGCGCGGCGGGUGUCGGCGGCGCUGCAGGUGGCGCGGGCGCUCGAGUACCUGCACGACCGCUGCGAGCCGCAGGUGGUGCACGGCGACGUGAAGGCCUCCAACGUGCUCCUGGACGCGGCCAUGUCCGCCAAGCUGUGCGACUUCGGGUCGGCGCGGACGGGGUUCUCGGCCGCCGUGCGCCCGCGGCCGUCCGCGCGCACCGCCAUGCUCGGCUCCCCGGGGUACGUCGACCCGCACUACAUCCGCUCGGGCGUCGUCACCAAGAAGAGCGACGUGUACAGCUUCGGCGUCCUGCUCCUGGAGCUCCUCACGGGGAUGGAGGCCUUCUGCGCGGAGGAGGGCGGCCGCCUCCUCACCGCCGCCGUCGCGCCGCGGCUCAGGGCCGGCGACCCGCCCCGCGGGAUGGUCGACGAGAGGCUCGGCACCGCCUACGACGCCGCCGAGGCCGCCGCCGUGGCGGCGCUGGCCGCGGCCUGUGUCGGCGAGAACCCCAGCCUCCGGCCGUCCAUGGCCGACGUGGUGCGCACCCUGGAGCAGAGCGCGCAGGGAUCCAUCUCCGCCGUGGGGAUGGCAUCGGACGGUCACUGGAAGGUGUGAGUCACCAGUGGAAAGUCGUCGCCUCCGCCGACGCGCUCAGAUCUGGCUCCCCGAGUCGUUAACUUGCGGUGCUGAUGCGCAUGCGUCGCGCACGUGGCGCCCAUCCAUUGGUUGCGAGGAGAACAAAGCGUUGUUAGUAGGCGAGCAUAUCAAAAAGAAAUAGGGGAGAAAAGCGUGGUGAAAAAACGUUGAUUUCCAUAGCUAAAUUAGGGGAAGACUUGGGGAGAUAAAAAGGCAGAGCUAAGUUGUGUGCUGAUGGGGAUUUCCAUCAUAUUAUGCCAAAGCGGCAUCUACUUGAGAGAGACAAAAAAAAGAGAGAGAGAGAGAGGAUCUUUGCAGCGCACGAUUCCAAGAUUUUGUUGAUUCUUAUUAGUGGGUUCUUUUUUUUUGUAAAGUGCAUCGGGUGUUUCUUCCUUGCCGUUGUCUGUACCUAUAAUUUAGCUAGAUUUGGAUUUGUAUAGGAUUUGUUGAGGGCUUGGUUUGUGAACGCUGCGUGAAUGAACAAAAGAAAUCGCAUCUCGAAAAUGUGCCCUUCGCAGAACGGCACAGUCCUGGUUCAAAAACAAAUGGGCGUCCAUACGACUUUUAUUCCGCCGCCAGUGGUCGUGCUGAAAUAAUAAUUGGGUGUUUGCAUCAAAGCGUUUUGAACGC
Messenger RNA from Zea mays, 1833 nucleotides. Its product is annotated as putative receptor-like protein kinase. The transcript has 2 exons. Gene Ontology annotation, molecular function: ATP binding; protein kinase activity. The record is from RefSeq and is marked validated. Gene Ontology annotation, biological process: protein phosphorylation. NCBI's taxonomy places the organism in Eukaryota, Viridiplantae, Streptophyta, Magnoliopsida, Poales, Poaceae. Bases 124 to 1182 code for a protein of 352 amino acids.